AUGACGGCUGCGAAUACGGGCUUCGAUGCCGGAGCAAUGCAGAACCAGACGGAGAUGUACUUUGAGUCCGUGGAACAGAUUAUGGACGAUGAGAGCUCGGAAUCAGACAAUCAGGGGGUGAGUGGAACUGGAUAUAAGAGCACCGUUGCCAGUAAAUUCUUUGAGGAUAUGAUUGGACCAUUUGCCCGUUAA
Molecule: messenger RNA, 192 nt
Organism: Gregarina niphandrodes
Lineage: Eukaryota; Apicomplexa; Conoidasida; Eugregarinorida; Gregarinidae
Exons: 2
Coding region: 1-192 (63 amino acids)
Source: RefSeq, a predicted model, not a curated record